AUGGGAGAAUGUCUGAUGUUUGGGCUGGACUUGGAGUCUCGAUAUCUGUCGAAUCUGCCAGCCGAAGAGGAUGUCGUCAGCUUGCUCAUUGGAACCCACAACAUCAAGAUGGAUAAUCAGAUAUGUCGCCUAUCGCUGGAUGGCGAGUACUCUCGGAUCUCGUCAUUGUCAUUUCCGCACACAGUUGGAGAGGUACGUGGCUUGGCUGCCUCACCAUCCAGUGCCGACAUUGUGGCUUCAGCUGCUGCAAAUUUUCAUGGAUCGCCAGCCACAUUCGGCAUUCAUUUAUGGCAAAUGGACAGCAGCAAAGGAGCACUGAAGGAAUUGGCUUCUGCUGCCAUCGACGAUUGUCCGCUG
Molecule: messenger RNA, 357 nt
Organism: Ostertagia ostertagi
Lineage: Eukaryota; Metazoa; Nematoda; Chromadorea; Rhabditida; Trichostrongylidae
Source: the annotation of a GenBank genome assembly